Messenger RNA from Sinocyclocheilus grahami, 3508 nucleotides. Its product is annotated as phosphatidylinositol 4,5-bisphosphate 5-phosphatase A-like. The transcript has 19 exons. Gene Ontology annotation, biological process: negative regulation of peptidyl-serine phosphorylation; phosphatidylinositol dephosphorylation. Gene Ontology annotation, molecular function: phosphatidylinositol-3,4,5-trisphosphate 5-phosphatase activity; phosphatidylinositol-4,5-bisphosphate 5-phosphatase activity. The record is from RefSeq and is a predicted model, not a curated record. Lineage: Eukaryota; Metazoa; Chordata; Actinopteri; Cypriniformes; Cyprinidae. Gene Ontology annotation, cellular component: plasma membrane; cytoplasm; ruffle. Bases 227 to 3049 code for a protein of 940 amino acids.
GUCAGCACGCUCCGCGCUUUGCUUGGCCAAACCAAUUCACAUCGAAGAACAUCCGCAGAUGAAAUGCAUUUGCCUCCAGCGACCCAUUUUCUCCUUUCGCUAAACCUCAAUGUCCUUCUCCGUUAAUGUCACUGGAAGAACAGAACGGGCACUGAUGUGACACAGUGGAUCUCGCGCUUUCACAUUUAUCAGGACAAUAUUGUCGCAUAAUGAUGCGCUUCUUUUGAUGUCUGGAAGCUGUCUGAACACGAGUAUAUUAGUCAGUAAGUCUGGUUUCCAGCGGUGCACAUUCGAUCUCCUGUCUACACACCACCAGCUCUCUUCAGUCUGUCUUGAAAGAGGAAAUUGGAUAAGGAUGGAACCAGAGCAGCAAAUUCAAAGCCAGUGCAAGACUAAUGAUCUGGCAUCAUCUGCACAACCAAAAGGACCAGCAGAUCCAUCCUCCACAUCUUCUCCUGCCCCUUCUACACCACCGACGGCUCCAGCCAGGCCACGCCGGCCCCAGAGGAGCCCGCGAGUGGAAGGAUCUAUUGACGUAUCGGAGCCCAAACCUCCAGAAUCUCCUGAAGCGCAGCAGCUGAGCAGCCAUGCUGAAGCGACCGAGCCCAACAGCUCCAAUCAGCCCUCAGAACUCAGUGUUGAUCAUGGACCUCCACGUUUGGCUGGACAGAAGCUUUCAGGACACGCUGCAGUGUCUCGGAGCCACAUUGCAAUGAGGGCCGCCUCGCUUCCUCAGACCCCGUCUUACAGACCACCACUAACUGAUCCCACCCUGCACCCGCAGAGGGCCCUGUCUGUCGCUGGCACCGCCGACACUCAGACGCAGGUGGUGGAGGAUUUCAGCUUACAGGAAGUGAACUCUAUGAUCAACAAACGACUGAAAGAUGUUCUUUUCACUGACCAGUGGAGCGAGGUCUGCAUGGACGCUCUCAGCCCCUUUGGAUAUGUACUGGCCACAUCUCAGAGGAUGCAGGGAAUGCUGCUGCUGGUCUUCUCCAAGUACUUUCACCUGCCGUUCCUGAGAGGCAUUCAAACACAGAGCACUCGCACCGGCCUCGGCGGGAUCUGGGGAAAUAAAGGAGGCGUCAGCGCUCGCAUGAAUGUGUUCGGCCAUUCGAUCUGUUUCUUGAACUGUCAUCUGCCCGCACACAUGGAGAACUCAGACCAACGCAUGGAGGACUUCGAAAGCAUCCUGCAGCAGCAGCAGUUCGAAGGACAAGCUUCUAUGGGCGUCCUGGAUCACGAUGUGGUUUUCUGGUUUGGAGACCUGAACUUCCGAAUCGACGACCUGGAUAUGCAAGUUGUGAAAGCAGCCAUUGACAGUAACAAACUGUCCACAUUAUGGGAAAAAGACCAGCUGAAUAUGGCUAAAGACAGUGAGACUGUGCUCGAAGGCUUUCACGAGGGCCCGAUUAAAUUCCCUCCUACGUAUAAGUUUGAUGUGGGUACAGACACGUAUGAUACCAGUGGUAAGAAGCGUAAGCCAGCAUGGACUGAUCGCAUACUUUGGCGGUUGAGGCCGAUGGCUCAGGUCAGCAACAGCAUGUCGAGGCGCAGCUCGUUGUCAUGUCUAACCAGCGGUACCUGUGUGUCGCAGCAUUUUUACCGCAGUCACAUGGAGUACACCGUCAGUGACCACAAGCCCGUCUCCUCUAUUUUCACUCUGCAGUUCCCAUAUAAGGUGGACAUGCCUUUGGUAACACUCUUUGUAGAGGAUGAAUGGAGAGAGAUAUCAGAUGCAGUGGCCAAAUUCAAGGCGGCACCCAACUUUCCUCGAAGCUCUUGGGACUGGAUUGGACUUUACAAGGUUGGGUUUAAACAUCAUAAAGACUAUGUGAGUUACGUUUGGGCCAAGCAGGAAGAGUCUGAUUUCCUGAGACAGGAGCACCAAGUGAUUUUUACCGAGGAAGAAUUGCCAAAGGAUUCAGGGGACUUCAUACUGGGUUAUUAUAGCAACAAUAUGAGCUCCAUUGUGGGUGUCACCGAGCCAUUCCAGAUUAUUGUGGUUUUCUGGUUUGGAGACCUGAACUUCCGAAUCGACGACCUGGAUAUGCAAGUUGUGAAAGCAGCCAUUGACAGUAACAAACUGUCCACAUUAUGGGAAAAAGACCAGCUGAAUAUGGCUAAAGACAGUGAGACUGUGCUCGAAGGCUUUCACGAGGGCCCGAUUAAAUUCCCUCCUACGUAUAAGUUUGAUGUGGGUACAGACACGUAUGAUACCAGUGGUAAGAAGCGUAAGCCAGCAUGGACUGAUCGCAUACUUUGGCGGUUGAGGCCGAUGGCUCAGGUCAGCAACAGCAUGUCGAGGCGCAGCUCGUUGUCAUGUCUAACCAGCGGUACCUGUGUGUCGCAGCAUUUUUACCGCAGUCACAUGGAGUACACCGUCAGUGACCACAAGCCCGUCUCCUCUAUUUUCACUCUGCAGUUCCCAUAUAAGGUGGACAUGCCUUUGGUAACACUCUUUGUAGAGGAUGAAUGGAGAGAGAUAUCAGAUGCAGUGGCCAAAUUCAAGGCGGCACCCAACUUUCCUCGAAGCUCUUGGGACUGGAUUGGACUUUACAAGGUUGGGUUUAAACAUCAUAAAGACUAUGUGAGUUACGUUUGGGCCAAGCAGGAAGAGUCUGAUUUCCUGAGACAGGAGCACCAAGUGAUUUUUACCGAGGAAGAAUUGCCAAAGGAUUCAGGGGACUUCAUACUGGGUUAUUAUAGCAACAAUAUGAGCUCCAUUGUGGGUGUCACCGAGCCAUUCCAGAUUCAACUGCCAGCAUCCACCGCAGCUGGUCUGAGUCCGUCUGACAGCUCCGACUUCACAUCUGAUGAUGAGCUGAAGAAGAGCGACUCCUGUGACUCCAGCCCUGAGACUGAAGAGCAGCAGAGCAGCAGCUGGCGCUCCAGACGAGCCGAAGGGCCGACGGCAAACCCCGACGAACCGUACUCCAAAGACACCUCUGCACCUUCCAGCUCCAGCAGGUCCUCAGAUGCCCCCGCCGCCGCUGCGGAUGACAGCUCUAACUCAGGAAAAGAUGCAACCAAGCCAGAGGAACCUUAGCUAAGCACAGCACCUUCUCUGGAGGAAGAUAUCAGCUCGAGGCCAGGGUCGCCGGUUUCUGCUGGGUCUGUGAUGUCGUUGUACAUUUACUGUCCUGUGAUGUUGUUUGGAGAUGUUGUCUUAUAUGUUGCAGGGCAGAAAUCAGCGUUCCCUCCAGCAAACACAAGAGGGCAGACUAAAUUGAUUGUGCCUGUUCUGUGUAGUCAUUCUAUUCAUAUUCUUCUUCUUCUAAACCUGAAACACUAAGAAAUAAUCUUAGAUAUACAUGCACGAUAUUAAUUUUUUUCAGAAUUAACCAGGGUUUGGAGCACAAUAGAACAACAAUUCUGGUUCUUACUGGAUUUUUUUGGAGCAGAUCCUCUUUAAGUUUUCUAGUGCUCUGUUCUGAACUCUAGUUGAGCUGUCUAUCUGGGCAUCGUAAGCUAUGUUUCUAUCCAAAGUUGCAAAUUUAACUUGAAA